AGAACUAUAUAUUUAUAUGUAUAUAAAUAUUUCACCAUGUGAAAGGGUUUUCAAAGGCUACUGCACAUAUAACUAAGUCAUUGAACUUUAGUGAUUUUUAAGAAUCUAGUAUGUCUCGUCAUAUGUAUGAGAGACCCUCUACCACACGAGCUGGGGAUUAAGCAGAGACCAUUGAAACACGAUUGGAUUGGAAUCUGCGUCUAAAAAUACUGAGCACUCAAGACUUAAUCCACUAACAGCAGUGAAUGGGGCUCACAUCACCUUGUACCAUCAAGAGACAAUGGCUAGAACGUCAUGGAUCGUCAUAGACCAUUGAACAUUUUUACACAAGCCAUUUUACCUGCCUAAAUCCGCAGCUGUGUUACAGAAUAAUGGGACAAUCACAGGGCGCGGAGAACAGUGAAGUAGCUCUUUCUCAGAUUCAAGAGAUGUACAAGAAGUUUGCAAGUGAGUGCCCAAGUGGAAACCUGCACCUGCAUGAAUUCAAACGGCUCUUCGGGAUCACCUGUGACUCAUCUGUUGAAGAAUCUGCCUACAUGGAGAAUUUGUUUAGAUCAUUCGAUGCUAAUCAUGAUAACACGAUAGACUUUAUGGAGUAUGUGGCUGCACUGCAUCUGGUCCUUCGUGGCAAGCUUGAGGAUAAACUGAAGUGGUCUUUCAAAGUUUAUGACAGGGAUGGAAAUGGACGACUGGACAGAGAAGAGGUGGCACAUGUAAUUGAGAUAAUCUACAAAUUAAGAAAAUAUGAGAACCCUUCAGACCCUGAAGAACUCAAUCCAGAUCAGAUAAGUGACAGGAUCUUUGAGCUUGUUGAUCUAAAUCAUGAUGGUCAGAUUUCAUUGGAGGAGUUUAUAGAAGGAGCAGAGAGAGACACGUGGGUGAUGGAGCAGCUUAGGCUUGACCUACGGCCCACUCGCUGGUUCAUCAAACACCAGAAUAAAAAUUACUGAAGCCUACCAAAGAAACAGAAACUCUGACUUAAGGAAAACGAUAAGCUUUUAAAUAAUAAACUUCUUGAACACUUUA
Molecule: messenger RNA, 1026 nt
Organism: Ictalurus furcatus (blue catfish)
Lineage: Eukaryota; Metazoa; Chordata; Actinopteri; Siluriformes; Ictaluridae
Gene: guca1g
Product: guanylate cyclase activator 1g
Exons: 4
Coding region: 372-950 (192 amino acids)
Biological process (GO): visual perception
Cellular component (GO): photoreceptor inner segment; cone photoreceptor outer segment
Molecular function (GO): calcium sensitive guanylate cyclase activator activity; calcium ion binding
Source: RefSeq, a predicted model, not a curated record